Messenger RNA from Necator americanus (New World hookworm), 1500 nucleotides. RefSeq lists its product as uncharacterized. The transcript has 13 exons. Lineage: Eukaryota; Metazoa; Nematoda; Chromadorea; Rhabditida; Ancylostomatidae. The record is from RefSeq and is a predicted model, not a curated record. The coding region runs from base 1 to 1500 and encodes 499 amino acids.
AUGAAGAAUGGUGCACUUGCGCAAGCGGCUGCGCUCGAAGUGGUUAAAAUCCAAAAAGGAGAUCUUGGUAGCCCCUUACGCAGCUACAGUGUGCUUCAUGUCUUUCUGAUCGUACUGUGGGAUGCGAAAGCUGCCGUGACCACUACUUUUCAUCCCACUGUUGCGAUGCUAUUUGGCGGAUUUCUGGCUAUCGCCGUGGCAAACGUCAUUUUCCCGGUUGUGAGCGAGCCGAACAGGGGAGACGUCUUGCCUUGCGAAGAUUUCUGCAGACACGCCUGUUCGACAAAAAGAACCUCUGCAGCAUUUCGGGAGAAUUUCCUGAAUGAGUUUAAUGCAAUGCUAAACGACGAACUGCGCUAUUUCCCUGAUGCCUUCGACCGAAUGAUUACAGAUGUAACGAGAAAGAGUCCGAGAAUUAAAAAUGAGGAAUUUACUCGCGAGCUGAAGAAAAGGUGCACUGAUGCUGACUUCAUUGAAAACUAUCUUCGGGCAGCAAUUGAGGAGAUAGGAGACUCAUCUCCUCUGGACAAUUCGAAAUGCUCUGAAAUGGCUGCAACUAUCACCGAGAUAGUCCUCGAUGACAACAGAGAGCCUACGGAGCAAGUUGUAGAUGUCAUCAAGAAAGUGCGAGAUAUGAUUGCAUUUGAUAAGUUGAGAGAAGAGAAACCGAGAAUCCCAGACGCUUUCCGCUUGACUACAGAAUUCUUCAACGCUCUUCAACAAGGUUACCUGGCAUUCAUAAACAGCACGUCCAGCACAUUACAGUCUCCAGAAGCAGCACACUGGUAUCAAACGACAAGUCGUCUGAGCCUAGAGUUACCAAUGAGAACGAAUAAGUUCUUUAGAAAUGAACACCUGGAUAUACUUACUAAUGAAUAUUUCAAUUGCACAGAAAAGUGGGUGCUCGGUAUCGAUGGUCGUGAGAAAGCGUUCUGUCUGUCAAGAGCAUGGCGUUUAGCUUAUGAAACGAUCCCAAUGCCAACCAGGCUAGCAGAGUUUCUGCACGAUCUGCGAAGCCUCAACGUUCGUGUGGUGAACAAUAGGAUUUAUGUGAGGCCUGCAUACGCACUCCUCCUUCUGAACACCACGGACGAAGCAGUGUUGCUGUCUACCCUUGGUUCCGAGAUUGCUCGAGAAAUCACUCGUGCCAGCUACGAGGCGCCACUGGCAAUUCAUCGUUGCUUCCGACAACAUAUGAAGGAUAACUGUGAUGAAACACCGGAGGAAUGCAACGACGAGGCAAACGAGUUUCUCUUCAAAGCAGUAGCACUCAGAGCAACCUUCAACAUUCUCCAGAAAAAGCAGGAUAAGUAUUCAGAAGAGAACAGUCGGAAAUUCUUCUACUCCAGCGCCUUCUUGGAUUGUGCUAAUGAGCCUUCACCAACCUUCUCCUUGAUGAACGGUGUGUUUUCGCAGAGUGACGACUUCCAACGUGUUUUCGCCUGUGGACAGUCGACUGCAAUGUUUCUACCUCAGGAGAGGAUAUGCGGGCUGCUCUAA